AUGUAUGUGUUCAGUCAGUGCAAUGGUGUUGUGCAAUGGGUUCACCUGUGCUAAGGGAUAGCUAUAGUGAGAGAGAAAAAGAGAGAGACAACUGGUUUUUGUUAUGUUUACUCUAAUAACUGGUGUGUUGUCUCACCAAUUGAAUUGAAUGGUAUAGAAAAAAUGAAAUAAAAUAAUAAAUUGCGUGAAACAAAACAGUUAUCAAUACUACUACUACUACUACUACUACUACCACUGCACGAGACAAUCAUCUCAAUUGAAUGGCCAACAAGUAGUUGUCAUCUAAAAUAACACACAAUGUCUGUACAACAGCAACAACAACCAAAUCAAUCGCCGAUUACAACCAAUGGAUCAACUGAUGGACACGACAUGCAAAAGCUAAGCGAAGAUGAGCUAAAAUUGUUGGCCAAACUUGAAGAGCAAAAUAGAUUAAUUGAAACCGAUGUCAAGUCAAUGAAUUCAUUGCAAACAAAUUCCGGUCACUCGCGCCGGUCAUCCGACACAAGCCAAGUGUCGGAGUUGUCUCAGCAGAUGAACUCCGAGUGCAGCCAAGAUGGCCAAGAGUUAGCUAACAACAACAGCAACGGUAGAGACAUUUGGCAGCUCUGGGGUUAUAUAAUGAACGAUUGGAACAAUCAGUCGAAGAAAAAGUCGACAAUUCAGGAUUUAGUACGCAAAGGCAUUCCCCAUCACUUAAGAGGAAUGGUAUGGCAAUUGCUGUGUAAUGCUCAGAACAGCUCCGUCCGCGACCAGUACAGCCAAUUCCUAAGCCAGUCAUCCGUUUGCGAGAAAGUCAUUAAACGAGACAUUGCCCGUACUUAUCCCGAACACGACUUUUUUAAAGAGAAAGGCAGUCCCGGACAGGAAGGACUGUUCAAUGUUAUGAAAGCCUACUCGAUAUAUGAUAGCGAAGUCGGUUACUGUCAAGGAAGUGCUUUUCUAGUGGGCGUCCUAUUGCUCAACAUGCCUGAAGAGGACGCCUUUGCCGUCUUUACAUGUCUUAUGCAGGACUAUCGACUUCGUGAGAUGUAUAAGCCAACUAUGGCUGAACUGGGACUCUGUAUUUAUCAAUUAGAGUGUAUGGUUCAGGAAUUGCUACCCGAGCUAUAUAUGCACUUUCAAUCUCAGAAUUACUUUACAUCGAUGUACGCCAGCAGUUGGUUUCUGACAUUGUUUACGUCAUGCCUACCCCUUCACAUCGCUUACCGUGUUUUGGAUCUCAUUCUUCUCGAUGGCAUCGAAAUGAUAUUCAGAAUAUCUAUAGCAAUACUCUUGUUAUGCAAAGAAGAUCUACUAAGACUCGAUAUGGAAGGUUUGUUGAAGUACUUUCAGAAAGAGAUGCCAUCCAAGUGCGAGACAGAUCCCGACUAUUUGGUGAAUUUGGCCGCUCAGGUCAAGUACGACCCGAAGAAGAUGAAGAAAUUAGCAAAAGAUUAUCAGGCAGUGAAAAAUAAAGAACAGGAAGAGUUGGUUGAACUAAGAAGAUUAAGAACAGAGAAUCGAUUGCUUCGCCAGAGGAUUGAAAACUUGGAACAAGAAAGUGCCGAAUUGGCCGACAAACUAAUUCAGGGACAGGUAUGUAGGGCACAGGAAGCCGAAGACAAUUUUGUCAUAAAACGUGAACUGGCGGCCAGUCGUCAACAGGAACUGGAAGUUAGACAAGAAUUAGAUAAAGCAUUGAAUACGAUAACUGAGAUGAAAGAAACUAAUAGUAUUAACUCAUCGCUUGAAUCGCAAGAAAAUCAACAGUUGAUUGAAUCACUUCAGGAAGAGUUGAUUGCUGUAAAGUUAAGAGAAGCCGAAAAUAAUGAAGAGAUGAAGAUAUUAAGGGAACGAAUCAAUGAAUUAGAAGAAAUCAAUGACCGAUUGCAUGAACUACCGCCCGAUCACGCCGUAGCACAGCUUCAAGAAGAGCUAAUUGCUGUUAAGCUACGGGAGGCUGAGGCCAACCUAUCCAUAAAAGACUUGCGCCAUAAGAUAACAGAUCUGCAGCAGAUGUGGAGCGAACAUAUGUCCCAAUCUCACGGAAGUAACGAUUCAUCGCUUCAAAACAAUUCACAACCGAAUAGUCUUGAAGCUAAUGGCGGUUCCAAUCCGUCGUCACUGUCGGUAACAUCGAGUCCAUUGAAAAUGUUGGGAAACGCUGUCAAACGUACCGAUCAUACGGCAGAAAUCAAUAGAUUGAAGAACGAAGUGAUGAGCGCUAAACUCCGUGAAGCCGAAGCCGUAGCCGAACUCAAAGAAUUGCGUCAAAAAGUGAUGGAAUUGGAGACACAGAUUAAGGUGUCCAUCAAUCAGAUUAGACGACAGGCCGAUGAGUCAAACAAACUGAAGGAUAGCUAUGAAGAGUUGAUCGAAAAAGAGAGACAAACGCAAAGUCAAUUGAAUGCCGAAAAACGACAUUACGCUGAUCUGGACUUCCAGAUGAAAGAACAACAAAUGAUGAAACGUAUCAAAGAGUUAGAACAGACACAGAUUGUGGCCGAACUCAAACACAAAAUCUCAUCACUCGAAGCCAAAAUUGAAGAGCACUUGACAAUAACGAAGCUGAAUGAGAGCGGUUCCGAACCGGAGAACGCACUCGAACUCCAGAACCGAAUGGCAGAACUACAGUCUGAAAUGUUUCGUCUGGAAGUGACAAACAAGAAGUUAAGUACUCUGCAGAACGGAUCCGGUGGUGGCGGCGGUGAUAAUGAUUUGAUUAUCAAUAAAAGAAUUGCCCAAACAUUUACCACAAUUGGCGAAUUGUGACCUCAUUUUUUCUGUUGACGAUAUUUGAUGACAAAUAAUGACAAAACAAUGGGUUUUUUCUUUUGUUUUUCAUUAUCAAGUGAUGAUUUGUUGGUUUCUUAAGAUAAUAAUACUGUAAUGUCAUAAAACAAAUCCGUAAAAAAAUUUUAAAGUUUUAAUUUCAUAAAAAUAAUCAAAAAAAAAAAUGUUUGUCAUAUGUUCGCCGUCAUCGACGAAAAAAAUGUGUCCCAAAAUUAUGUCACAAAUUUUAUUAUAUAUAUAUAUUUGU
Messenger RNA from Oppia nitens, 3019 nucleotides. It is a transcript of the gene Evi5, whose product is annotated as ecotropic viral integration site 5 ortholog-like. The transcript is spliced from 7 exons. NCBI's taxonomy places the organism in Eukaryota, Metazoa, Arthropoda, Arachnida, Sarcoptiformes, Oppiidae. Bases 298 to 2751 code for a protein of 817 amino acids. The record is from RefSeq and is a predicted model, not a curated record.